Messenger RNA from Manihot esculenta (cassava), 2210 nucleotides. RefSeq names its product pentatricopeptide repeat-containing protein At2g27800, mitochondrial-like. The record is from RefSeq and is a predicted model, not a curated record. Gene Ontology annotation, molecular function: protein binding. Lineage: Eukaryota; Viridiplantae; Streptophyta; Magnoliopsida; Malpighiales; Euphorbiaceae.
ACAACCAGAGGCCCUCCAUGGCCCAUCCGAGAAUCUCUCUCGUCUUCUCCUCGCCAACGGGGAUCACAUGUUACAGUUUCUUCGAGGCAGACCUUUCUCAAUUCUCUUUCAAGCUUUAUCAAAUUCGGCUUCACUUGUUUUCCUCACCUCGAUCAUACAAUAAGAACAUAAAAUUUCCAUUCUUUAUCUUUAUUAAGCAGUUUCACUGAUUCUGGAAUAUGAGAGAGAGCUUCCAAUUCGGCUAGCGCAUCAACCUGGUAGAAAAUCAGCCAUCUGAGUAAGUCGAAGCAAAUGAUUUCUAUACGCAAAGAUUUCUCGACACAAGUUUACUCUAGAUACUCUUUUUUGAUGCACGCUUGUUUCUCUUAUCACUCUAAAAGCUUUUGUAGUUCUGCAUUUCCUUUAUUAACCUACUUGAACCAUUACUCUAAAAGCUAUUGUCUUUUCAAUGCCACUGUCAAUUCUUUCAAUUGUAUGAACGUUUUAGCCCGGACCCACAUUGCCCCAACUUCCUUUUUGCCUUCAAAUGCAAAAUUUCGUGGUUUUUUGUGUUCUUUUUACUCCACUAGAGCACCAUCAAGGUCAUAUAGAAGGAGACAAAGUAAAAGGUUGAAAGCUAGUAGGAAAUCUGUUCUUGAUGAAACUAAGUUUCAAGAAGCAAUUUCCCAACUCCCAUCAAGAUUCACUAAUGAAGAACUGUGCAAUGUCUUAACUCUUCAAGACAAUGCUUUGGUAUGUUUUGAUAUAUUUAAUUGGGCAUCACAGCAGCCUAGGUUUAGGCAUGAUGCAUCCACUUUUCAUGUUACUAUAAAGAAGCUUGGUGUUGCUAAAAUGUACCAAGAAAUGGAUGAUGUUGUUAACCAAGUGCUUGCUGUUCCUCGUAUUUGUAAUGAACCUUUAUACAACACAAUUAUCUAUUUCUUCACUGAAGCUAGGAAGUUGACUAGAGCAGUGAAUAUAUUUAACCACAUGAGAAAUGGUCCAAACUUGGAUUGCAGGCCUUCCAUUCGAACCUAUAAUAUUCUUUUCACAGCAAUGUUGAGUAGGGGAAAAAACUCCUAUAUAAAUCAUAUUUAUAUGGAGACUAUUAGAUGUUUGUUUAAGCAGAUGGUCAAUGACGGAAUUGAGCCUGACAUUUACUCAUUAAAUUCUAUGAUAAAAGGAUAUGUACUUUCGCUUCAUGUGAAUGAUGCAUUGAGAAUUUUCCAUCAAAUGGAUGUGGUCUAUAACUGCUUGCCCAAUUCAUACUCCUAUGAUUAUCUGAUCUAUGGGUUGUGCGCUCAAGGUCGAACAAAUAAUGCUAGGGAGUUGUGUGAUGAGAUGAAGAGAAAAGGGUUUGUUCCAAGUAGCAAGUCGUAUAAUUCAAUUGUGAAUGCUUUGGCUCUUGGUGGAGAAGUUGAGGAAGCAAUGAAUUAUUUAUGGGAGAUGAUUGGGAAACAUAGGUCACCUGAUCUCAUCACAUACAGGACAUUGUUGGAUGAGAUUUGCAGGCAAGGAAGGAUUAGAGAGGCUGUGGACUUGUUGAAGGAGUGGGGAGAGAAAAACCUUGUGGAUGGGCCUACUUAUAGGAAGCUCGAAUGUGUGCUUGAAGAUGAUGGAAAUUCAAAUGACAACAAAUGGAUCAGUUAGGUCAACUCAAGCUUAUAAGUUUGACAAUCAUCAACAAUUGUGAAAUCUGUGAACUGUGGAACAACGCCUCAGAGAAUGUGAGGAUGGUGCAGCGUGGGCAUCACUUCGAUGUGGAAAUAUGAAGGAAUAUGCAUCAUCUUAGAUUUUAGAGUUAUCUUUCUGAAGGGAGUAAGAACCAAGAAAUGCAUAGAGAGGAUAAUAGCUAAGGCUGUUGCCUGUAAUCAAUGGUUUAUGAUUCUACCAUGAUCCUCUGGUCUGCAACUACUGAAUGUUAUUGCCUCACCUCACACAGUGUAAAUUGGCUAGUAUUUUCCAGGGUUCAGCAAUGUGCCUACAUCCACAGAUAGCCACCUCUGAUUUUCACUGAAAAAGAGGUGGUCACAAGCACUUCUUUAUGGAGGUACAAGAGAUUUCCUUUUAGAAGUAGGAAUAGGAGAAACUCCAAUGGUAAGAAUAACCUUUGGAGAUCAGAAUGUAUUAGGCUAACAGCAUUCCACUGUAAUGUGGGAUUCACUCUUUCUAACCCCCCCCUUCUCUCCUCCUCUUUCUUUAUUUUUGCAUUGAACUUUCUAUAUUCGGUU